GUCUCUUUUUGGCCGCGGACAUCUUCGCCAUCGCCAGCAUCGCCAACCCCGACUGGAUCAACACCGGGGAGUCCGCCGGAUGGGGGAGACAUGAGUGUGUCUGUAGGCAGUAAGAAAUGAACCAGUAAAAAAGGAGAGAUAAAUGAAAGAAUGGAAAUGACAAAGGAAGCAAUCUGUUGGAGAUGAGAUGGAAUGGGAUCACUUGAGAGCACUCACUGUGGGCCUUGUACGGCAGUGUCAAACGAUCCAUGGACGUGACAGGACAUGUAUUCCUCCCCGGCUUCCCCCUGAAUGGGUUACCACGUUGUUUUUCAUCAUCAUGGGAAUCAUUUCAUUGACUGUCACAUGUGGCUUGCUGGUGGCUUCCCAUUGGCGAAGAGAAGCUACAAAAUAUGCUCGUUGGAUAGCAUUCACUGGAAUGAUCCUUUUCUGUAUGGCUGCCCUAAUAUUUCCAAUAGGAUUUUACAUCAAUGAAGUUGGAGGUCAACCUUAUAAACUGCCCAACAAUACAGUAGUUGGGUCUUCAUAUGUACUAUUUGUCUUAUCAAUUUUCUUUACAAUAGUGGGACUUCUAUUUGCUGGCAAAGUUUGUUUACCUGGCUGAUGAAUGUCUAAACUGCUUGACUUCUUUUGUGGGAAAGAUGGCGGGUGGGGAGAACAAAGGCAAGGCAUCUGAGCAGUCCUGUUCUCAUGCUUAGAUGAAGCUAUCUGUUACUGAAAAGAGAAAUGUGUUGACUCGUUCUCACUAUGCACUUUGGAUUAAAAUGGAGAGCCUUUUCCAUAACCAAAUACAGACAACAUUGACUAAAUCUCCUGAGCAUAUUCAGGCAGUCAGGUCUGCACUGUGAUAGCAACCUAGUGAAGAAGAAUGCUUUAUACUGAAAAGCAUAUGGCCCUAAGUGACUGUACCGUUCCGUUUUUGUCUGAUUCAUUUUUUUUAAGUAUUUAUGAACUAAUGGUGGACCAGAUGGUUGCAAGAAAAGUUCAAGUGGGGCUGGCCUCACUUCCUAAGAUAUUAGUGUACAAAACUCCCUUGUGAUAGGAUAAGCCUUUGGCCCCCAAAUAAAUUGCUGUUGCAUUACUGCACCAAGAAGCCAAUAGAUCAAAAUGUGUUUGCUAAAAUAUGUGUUGAAAAAAACAAACCCUUAAAUUCCCUGGUCUCUGUGUUUUAAAAA
Molecule: messenger RNA, 1175 nt
Organism: Gracilinanus agilis (Agile Gracile Mouse Opossum)
Lineage: Eukaryota; Metazoa; Chordata; Mammalia; Didelphimorphia; Didelphidae
Gene: MOSMO
Product: modulator of smoothened
Exons: 4
Coding region: 188-604 (138 amino acids)
Biological process (GO): negative regulation of smoothened signaling pathway
Cellular component (GO): Golgi apparatus; ciliary membrane
Source: RefSeq, a predicted model, not a curated record